ACGAAUAAUUCGAUUAUUUCUGUACAAUACGCGUCCCGGUGCAGAUGACUAAGGAGUCUUAUAUUAUUAAACAUUAUUUAUUAUACUGAGGUUACGCGAACGUGCACCGAUUUUCAUAUUAUUAAAUUAUUACUGUUGUUGUUUUUACUGUUUUAUACCUAUUUCACCUCUAAACAUUUUUUUAUUUCACUUUUUCCUAUUAUAUUAAAAUAGUAUAACGUCAUGCCAGUAUCGUGAGUUCUGAGGUGCUUUUCGUCAUCACCGUCGUAUUUUUUCUUCUCAAACCACGGCUGUUGCUUUGAAAAUGUUCAUUAACGAUUUUCCAUUCAUGGAGUCCAUGCCGUCCAACAACAAUAAUUUCGUACUCAAGUCCGAGCCGUUUAGUGAAGGCAUUUACAAUGGAAACGUUUGGAUCACAGCAGAAUCGGACCUCAACGGCAUGCCGGUGCACCGCGAGCAGACCUAUUUGCAGGCCAUCGACGCGCCGCAAGUACACUCGCCGCCCAUGACCAAUCAGAACCAGGCGUGCUCCAUCUGCGGCGACCGGGCGACUGGAAAACACUACGGAGCAGCGUCCUGUGACGGCUGCAAGGGAUUCUUUCGGCGGUCCGUCCGCAAGAGCCAUUUCUAUUCGUGCAGAUUUUCGAGAAACUGCAUCGUCAACAAGGACAAACGCAAUCAGUGUCGAUACUGUCGUUUGCGGAAAUGCUUCAAAGCCGGGAUGCGAAAAGAAGCCGUGCAGAACGAACGCGACCGAAUCAACUGCAGACGACCCAGUUACGAGGAGCAACCGUGCGCCAGCGGUUUGUCCGUCACGUCGCUGUUGAACGCCGAAAUCUUGUCCCGCAGCGAAUCCGAUACGGCUGAGGACACUAACCUAACGAACAAGCUCGUGGCAAACAUCGGGGACGUGUGCGAGUCCAUGAAAACCCAAUUGCUCUUCCUGGUCGACUGGGCCAAGCGCAUACCCGCGUUCACAGAACUCCAGCUGAACGACCAAGUUUCGUUGUUGCGGGCUCACGCGGGAGAACACUUGCUCUUGGGUUUGGCCAAGAGGUCGUUGAUGCUCAAGGACGUGCUGCUGCUGGGAAACAAUCGCGUUAUAACCCGUCAUGUACCCGACAACGGAAUCCCGUCGGACUUGGACAUAAGCAGAGUUGGUUCGCGCGUAUUGGACGAGCUUGUCAAACCGUUGAACGACGUGCAGAUCGACGACACCGAAUUCGCGUGUCUAAAGGCCAUCGUUUUCUUCGAUCCAAACGCCAAAGGCCUAAACGAAUCGGACCGCAUUAGACGCAUGCGCAAGCAAAUCCACAGAAACCUAGAAGACUACAUCAGUGAUAGGCAAUACGAGACGUGUGGCCGGUUUGCCGAACUGUUGCUUACGUUGCCAGCAUUGCAGUCGAUCACGUGGCAAAUGAUUGAACAAAUUCAAUUCGCAAAGUUGUUCGGAAUGGCACACAUCGAACCGCUUUUACAGGAGAUGUUACUCGGAGGAGCUUCAAUCGAUCCUGAUGCAAAUGCCAAUCAAGACAACAAAAACAUCAAUGUCAUCAAUGUGUCAUAAAUUAAAUAAUGCAUUGAAAUUCCAGAACAUCCAUUGCGAUUGAACACAGCGUUGAAUUCUUUAUAAUAUAGCUAGGUAUAUAAGUUGAUAACUUCUAUUAUCACUUCACAUAAUAUAAUGUUAAAUGUUGAUAAUCAUCAUAAUAUAUUGCCCUGACUUAUUUGAGUAAUAAUUUUAACAUUGUGAUGCUAUUAAUUUAAAUACCUAAACUGGUUAACAUACUAUUUUUGUUAUUGUUUUAUUUUUAUUUUAUUAUUAUAAUUGUAAGACUUUCCUAUAACGUAUCCCCCUCUCUCUCAAUAAAUCGAGUAAUACAGCGGUCAGAUUAGGAUCUCUUAUAACCUACUAUAUCCGUAAAAAAAAAAUAGAAUUAUUCAAUAACCUUGAUUAAAUAUUCAAACUGUCUACUAUAUCGAAAUGACAAACCAUGUGUACCUUUAUUUGACAAAUUAUAUUUUUUCUAUUUAUGUUUGAUUUAUCGUGUUUAUUUACUACUAUUUCAUUGUCAAUAAUAUACAAUAUAAAUACCUAUUCAAAUUUCAAAUACUUUCCAAACUAGUAUAACUGAUUUGUACAUUGUAAUUAGUA
Molecule: messenger RNA, 2155 nt
Organism: Acyrthosiphon pisum (pea aphid)
Lineage: Eukaryota; Metazoa; Arthropoda; Insecta; Hemiptera; Aphididae
Product: transcription factor HNF-4 homolog
Exons: 9
Coding region: 305-1567 (420 amino acids)
Biological process (GO): regulation of DNA-templated transcription
Cellular component (GO): nucleus
Molecular function (GO): RNA polymerase II cis-regulatory region sequence-specific DNA binding; nuclear steroid receptor activity; zinc ion binding
Source: RefSeq, a predicted model, not a curated record